AUGGCUUCCCCUGUUGUCCUCAUCUUCGGUGCUGGCUCCAACGUCGGAACCAGCGUAGCCAAAGCCUUUCUUGCAAAAGGACACAAAGUUGCUCUCGCCUCGCGAUCCCAGAACCCCGAUACUUCGACAGAAACCGAGCUGCACAUUCCCACCGACUGCAGCGAUACCAGCUCUGUGGUGGAUGCCUUUGCCAAAACUAAGAGUGCAUUCGGGUUUCCUACCGUCGUUGUUUACAAUACGUACGCGGGUCAAUGGAACGACGCAGAUGACAUCUUCCAGGUCCCGUUGGAUCAUUUCCAGAGCAGUACUAUUGUCAACAUUGUCAGCGUCUACGCAGCAGCCCAAGAAGCUGUAAAAGGCUGGGCCGACCUCCCUGCUUCGAGCAAGCCCACUUUCAUCUUAACCGGCAACUGCGCAAACGUCACUCCUCUUCCAGUCAUUAUGACAUUGAGUGUCGGCAAGACGGCUUCGGCGCAUUUGAUUGAGAUAGCUUCCAGCAGCUACAGGAACAAGGGAUAUAGAUUUUACUACGCUGAUGAGAGGCUGGAAGAUGGUGCACCUAUGUGGAAUGGCGUAUCAGCAGAAGGACACGCUCAGUUUUAUCUUGAGCUGGCUGAGGAUGAACCACGAGAAUGGUAUCAGACGUUUGUCUCGGGUCUUGGAUAUAGAAAGCUACCUGCACCCAAGAUCGAAAGGCCGGCAUAA
Messenger RNA from Fusarium graminearum PH-1, 705 nucleotides. RefSeq lists its product as uncharacterized. Lineage: Eukaryota; Fungi; Ascomycota; Sordariomycetes; Hypocreales; Nectriaceae. Bases 1 to 705 code for a protein of 234 amino acids. The transcript is spliced from 3 exons. The record is from RefSeq and is a predicted model, not a curated record.